AUGAACGACACAAGAGCCAAACUGCUUUUUGUCGACGCAUACGAUUCAUUCUCAGAAAACAUCAUCUCACUGCUGCACGAAGUACUUGAUGUCUCGGUCACCGUCAUUCAGAUUGAUACUGACAUCAAGGGCCGACACGGCGUCAGCGACAGUGAUUACUUUGCUCGAUUUCAUGCUAUCGUUCUAGGACCUGGACCUGGAGAUCCGUUGAACGAUGCGGACAUCGGACUGUUCAAAUCAGUGUGGGCAGUUGCUGCACAGCAGAAGAUUCCCGUGCUGGGUAUAUGUCUCGGAUUCCAGAGCCUUUGCGCCACGUAUGGUAUGAGGAUCACACGCUUGGAGACUCCAUGUCACGGUCACGCCAAACCCAUCUAUAGCUACCACAACGACAUCUUCACAGCCACUGGGCAUGUGGUCGCUACAUGUUACAACAGUCUAGGUAUAAGAAGACCGGAACCUGGUUGGAUAACGCCAGUGUCACGGCCGCUAAGUCGAGGGUCUGAUUGCAGCUCGGAGGCUGUAUCUAGGAGAAGCUCCUUGGAGAUGGCCCAAAACUAUGGCAUUGACGAGGAUGGUUCUGGUCUGAGAUUCCUUGCCUGGGACGAUGACGGCUGGCUUCAAGGCGUGAGGCACGCGACUCUGCCAUUUUGGGGCUUGCAGUUUCAUCCGGAAUCGUGCAAGUCAAAUAAAGUAUGUCACACUAUCAUCAGGAACUGGUUCGGUCUGGGCCGCGUGAGCAACAAGGAUAGACUGGUUGCCUCUGAGACGACAGCAAGGGAUGUCACGCCACCAGCACGAAGCGGCGCUCCACCGGAUCCUGAGAAUAAUGCCCUACUGCGUCGUCUACUAUCCCUGACUUCCGACCGCAACGAGGUCAUCUCAAAGCGCAUGCAGCUCAGUCUCGAUCGCCGCCAUAUGGCCGAAGCUUGCUACGACCUAUCAAACUGGGAACGAGUCGCAAUGCUUGAGUCUUCCAAAAAGGGACGCUACAGCAUCUACGCCUUCACUGACGACAAGACAUGGACUCUCGAACAUUUACAAGGAUUGUGCAAGGUGACCACCAACGAUCACGUCGAAUCACACUCAUGUCCUCUAGGUGAGGCGAUGAGUGUGAUCGAAUAUCUCAUGAACGCGCGAUUGCUGCCCAAUGGACCAGCAGAGUCACCAUUUUGGGGUGGUCUAGUCGGCUACUUCUCCUACGAAAUGGGCCUGGAUCUCCUGAGCAUCGAUGAUCCCCUGAUGAACUCCAUACCAAGAGAAGUACCUGAUUAUAGUCUCAUGUGGGUCGAUCGAAGUAUCGUCAUCGACAAGAUCGACGGGACAGUUCAUGUGCAGUCACUGCGACCUAACGAUGAGGAGUGGCUAGAAUCAACCUCAAAGGUCAUCUUAGCUCUGGCCACCUACACUGCCCCGCCUCUUCGAACACCUACUAUAUCACCAGCAAAAGCCACUCUCCCUUCCCACAGUACCUACACCUCCCAAAUCGCCUCCUGCCUAACGCAGCUACACGCCGGCAAUUCGUACGAACUCUGCCUCACCACCUCUACUCCACUCACACUGCCAGCAGACACCUCGCCCUUCUACCUGCACCAACAACUCCUCACGCAUAACCCAUCAACUUACUCCGCCCUCCUCGUCCUUCCUUCAGUCACAAUCCUCUCCUCCUCGCCCGAACACUUCCUCAGCUGGUCGCGGCCCGGCCUCAUAUUCCCAGACACGGUGCUGAGCAUGAUGCCUAUGAAAGGCACGCUCGCCAAGCGGGAAGGGAUGACUUCCGCGAUGGCGGAGAAGUUGUUGCGGACGCCCAAGGAGGAGGCGGAGAAUCUGAUGAUUGUGGAUUUGAUUCGGCACGAUUUGGCGCGAGCAUUGAAGGAUACUGCGAGAGUGGAAAUCACAGUGCCACAACUAUUCGCGCUGGUGGAGGCAGAGACGGUAUACCAGUUGAUCUCGCAUAUACGGGCGAGGGUGCCUGCUCCGCUGCCAACUCCUGUUCCGGCCACGCCACCAUCAGGUCCACCGACGUUCUGGCCAGAGCCACCAGCGACUGUGCUGAAGCAUCAGCGCACAGCGACUCUCAAACACGCAAUGGCCGCCCUAAGGUCGACCCUGCCGCCCGGCUCCAUGACAGGUGCGCCCAAGAAGCGGAGCUGCGAGAUUCUGCGAGGCCUCGAGCGCAGGAAUCGUGGCGUGUACGCCGGCGUGAUUGGGUACUUGGAUGUUGGUGGGGGCGGGUGCUGGAGCGUGGCUAUCAGAUGCGCUUUUUCGAGCAACAGCGCUAGAAGAGAUGAUGGCACGAGGGAGUGGCAUGUCGGCGCAGGCGGCGCGAUCACGGUGCUGAGCGAGAUCGAGGGCGAGUGGGAGGAGAUGCAGGUGAAGAUGGGGAGCGUGUUGAGAGGAUUUGGUGUAGUUGAGGGCUGA
This is a messenger RNA of Cyphellophora attinorum, 2418 nucleotides long. RefSeq names its product Aminodeoxychorismate synthase. Lineage: Eukaryota; Fungi; Ascomycota; Eurotiomycetes; Chaetothyriales; Cyphellophoraceae. Gene Ontology annotation, biological process: L-tryptophan biosynthetic process. The coding region runs from base 1 to 2418 and encodes 805 amino acids. The transcript has a single exon. The record is from RefSeq and is a predicted model, not a curated record.